Panicum hallii is the source of this 927-nucleotide messenger RNA. RefSeq lists its product as uncharacterized. The transcript is spliced from 3 exons. Gene Ontology annotation, molecular function: protein dimerization activity. Lineage: Eukaryota; Viridiplantae; Streptophyta; Magnoliopsida; Poales; Poaceae. The record is from RefSeq and is a predicted model, not a curated record. The coding region runs from base 1 to 927 and encodes 308 amino acids.
AUGGCUUGGCUAUAUGGUGAAAUUCUUAAGGCUAAGGAAGAAAUGAGGAUGGCUGUAGGAAAUGUGGACAAGACUGGGACUGCUUUGUACAAGAGUAUCAUAGAAGUUGUGGAUGGAAAAAUGAAGAAUCGAUUGGAUUGUCCUAUUCACAUGGCUGCAUAUUGCUUAAAUCCCUAUUAUAGCUACAACAAGCCCUCCAUCUUUGACAGUGAGCAUGUCAUGGAUGGCUUUAUUGCAGCUGUUGAAACAUUCUACCAUGGUGAUUAUGACAAGCAGAAUCAAGUGCUCAAUGAUGACUUUCACAAGUUUAAAGAUAAAGUUGGACAUUUUGGAAAAAAGGUAGCUCAGGCUGGCUGCAAGGAUUAUGAUUUCAGUCCAGCUAAGUGGUGGUCAAAUUAUGGAACACAAGUUCCAACACUGCAGAAGUUUGCUAUUAGAAUCCUCUCUUUGACAUCAAGUGCUUCAGGUUGUGAAAGAAAUUGGAGCUGCUUUGAAGGGAUCCAUACAAAGAAAAGGAAUAGGCUCACAUGUGAGAGAGUUGAACAACUUGUCUUUGUUAGAUUCAAUCAUCUUCAUGCAAAGAGAAAAAAUAAAGCCAAAAAGAAUAAACAGGCAGAUCCUCUUGUAGCAACCGAUGCAACCUUUGCUCAAGGAUGGAUGGUUCAAGGUGCAGAUGAAGAAGGGACUGAUGUUGAGCCUGUUACAGGUCUGACAUGGAAAUUAAUUGCUGACACAUGUGGUGCUGAGGAGGUCACAAAACUCCGUAAGAGUGCAAGAUUGGCUCAUGCAAGAGAGGUUCAAGAAGAACCCAAGUCCGAUAGUGAUGAAGAACCGAUAAAUGAGGAAGAUAUUGAGUUUGAGUCUGAUCAAGAUAAUGUGGUCACAACUGGAUAUGAGCAAGAGGGGGAGGAAGACAGUGACGGUUGA